UUUCCUCCCAUUCACCAAAAACCAAUGGCCUCCUUAUCCCUUCAACUCUCCUCCCUCCACCACACCUCCACCAUCCCUCUUGUCCUACGCGCCACCCCUCGUUACAUACGCACCCCAACCCAGAAACCAUUCUCCAUCAGGUCCCAAUCCGCCCCAGUCCUUUCCCAAGAUGAUCUCAAAAAACUUGCAGCUGACAAAGCAGUUGAGUCAGUCAAGUCAGGCAUGAUCCUAGGCCUAGGAACAGGCUCAACAGCAGCUUUUGUAGUUGACAAACUUGGACAACUCCUUACCACAGGUCAACUUUCUAACAUCAUAGGAAUCCCAACCUCAAAAAGAACACAAGAACAAGCUGCAUCACUUAACAUCCCCUUAUCUACCCUUGACAUGCAUCCCCACAUUGACCUUGCUAUUGAUGGUGCUGAUGAAGUUGAUCCUAACCUUGACUUAGUUAAAGGCCGAGGUGGUGCACUUUUGCGUGAAAAAAUGGUUGAAGCAGCUUCAUCUUCCUUCAUUGUAGUAGCUGAUGAUAGUAAGCUUGUUUCAGGGCUUGGGGGAAGUGGUUUAGCUAUGCCUGUUGAAGUUGUGCAGUUUUGUUGGAAAUAUAAUUUAGUUAGACUUGAAGGGUUGUUUAAAGAGUUGGGUUGUGAAGCAAAGUUGAGGUUAGUAGGGGAUGGUAGUGAAAAACCAUAUGUAACUGACAAUGGGAAUUAUAUUGUGGAUUUGUUUUUUAAGAAUCCAAUAAAAGAUGGGUUUGGAGCUGGGAAAGAGAUUUCUGCCUUGGAAGGUGUUGUGGAACAUGGGUUGUUUCUAGGUAUGGCAACCUCUGUUAUUAUUGCUGGGAAGAGCGGUGUGGAGGUUAUGACUAAGUAAUAAAGAAAGUGUGUCUGUGAGAAAGAGAGAGGUGAGUUGGAAGUUUGAUGUUUGAGGGGAUUUUAAUUACUGUGUGGGGUGAUUUGUUGCAAAAUUUUUGGAUUUUGAUGCUUGUAGAGUAACUGUAGAAUGUGCAAUAAUUGGGGAUUUUGGAAAUGAAAUUGAAUUGAUCAAUGAUUAUGCAGUUUUAUUAUUCUUCUUAUUGUCUAUUUUAGUUUCCAUGUUAGAUUGUAGUUGUUUCUGACAAUCUUCAGUUAUGGUUUUUUUUAUGGCAUCAUUAUGUUGUUUGUUAUUUGAUGUUUGAGGUACUUUGAUGGUAUAAUUUGUUGCCAAAUUUUGGAUUUUGAUAAUGUGUAGAUUAAUUGUGGAAUGUGGAAUAAUUAGCAUUUGGAAAUGACCUUAAUUGCUUAAUGCUUGUAUUGUUAUGUGGUUUCUGGAAUGGCAUAAAUUGGUUUUCAUGUUAAAUUGUGGUCAUUUAUUUCUGAAUUUAUUAUGAAUAUCAGUAAUGAAACAUUGAAUAUGAGCCCAGGAGCAUAUGACAGGACAUUUUCAGAAUGAAUUUGUUACAAUUGCCCCAGAUUUGUUGGUGUCUACCUUUCCAUCAUGUCAUCAUCUAAGAUUAUAGAAAUGAAAACAUGGUGAAUCUUUAAAUUAAGAAGCCUGACUUGGUUGUCUUAAAUACUGUGUUUCAAGGCUGUAAGAAGUUCUUUGGUAUCUGCUGUUGUGUAGGAAAUGUGGCCAUCUACUCAUUGUUUGCAAGUUUUGCUUAACUGUUUUGUUUAUCAAUGCUUUGGUUCAUUAGCUGAGAAGAUUGAACAAUCAAGGUAAAGGCAUCUUGAAUUGAUGAGGCCAAAAUCUCUGACAGUGGCGUUAGUAGCCAUACAGUAAUAUAAAGUCAAAAUGUCACAUGUUCUUUAGGAAUUAGGGUCUUAGAUCAGUAAAACAUUAAGGGUUCCUCAUAUAAGCUACUGGUAUAUGUCCGAUGAGAGUAAGGGUAGUCAUUAUUUAUGGACAAUGGAGAUCGACGAGAUGGGGGACCUGAAAGGUCAAGGUGGAAUCUUUUGCUAGACAAACUUCGAUCCUAGUGUAUCUUAUGUCAUUUUUCUUCUCUUUUUCAGGAGACAUUGAAUGAUGGAUGAAAUAGAGAUAGUGUUAUGUGACUUAGUCUGAACUCAGAAUCAGUUGAAAAUGUGAACUCUGAGGCUUUACAAGCAACUUUUAUGAUGCUUUGAAGUUUAUGUAACUGUUCUUGUCAUUUCUUCAACUGCAGCUUCCUUUUGUUUUGACUGGAAAACUUCAGGAGCAUUGAUAUUUGUUUCAUGGUUCAUUCUAAACAUAUGUCUGGUAAAAUUUGAUGUGCAAACCAGCAUAUAAUUGAAGUUCUGUGAGAAUUGGGGAUUGUUAGAAUAGGAGAUACAACCUUGAUUAAGUUUCUCAAUAUUGCUCAAGGAUUUUCUUUUUUUUUAAACGUCAAAGAUGCUUAUUAAAUGGUUUGAACUGUUCAGUUUUUUUCUUACAAAUGAGGUUGUAGCCUGGAACUAGAAAAAAGGAUUGUAAGUGCUGAAAUUUGAAUCUCAAACUUGUUGGAUGCCACCUUUUAAGGGUGGCUGCACGAACCAAUUGAGCUAAAUUCCGAGUUCUUGAACUAAUCAAUUUCCUUGUGCCUACAUCCACUUUAGUUAAGCCAUUGACAUAUAGUUUAUUUAAUUAAGAAUGCAAGUAUUGGCUUUCAAAGAUGGCUGUGGGACAAAAUGAUAUAUCAGUAUCUUGUUGUAAAGUAUGGAAUGAGACAACUAGAAAUUUAGAUGGCAAUGGGAUUUAGUUUUCCCCUCUCCAGUUACUGGGGCAUAGUUAAGCCUAAAGUUGAGAUUACUUAACAGGGAUCACAUCUAGCUCAGAAUCAGUUACAUAUGCUCAGCGUAUUUGCACCAUGUUGUAGUUUUAGUCGUGCCAUUAUUGUUCUUAGCUUGAGUUCCAAGAGAGAAAAAAACAAGUUUGGGAUAUGGGAUGGGUCGUACAGGGUUAAUUUUUGAUUGGGGAUAGAACAUUGGUGCUUGAGACAAACUAGUUUAUUGACAAAUAACAAAAAAAUAAUAGGAAUGCCACCAGUGGUGUGACUCUUGGCAGAAUAAUCAAAUCAAUAAUGCGUCAAAUAUCUGAGUAUAAUCGACUCUAGUACGAUGAUAGUAAAGCCUGGUGAGCUGAGGGAAUGAUUUAUUUCACAUAUCCUACUUCCAUUGAACCAUAGCCAUGGAUAUCAUCAAAACAGCCGCCCAAUGAAGCUUCCCUGGCAGGAAUUUUCUAGCUGAAAAACAAGAUACAGAGCAAGAAGUUGAAACAGAACUCAUGUCAUCGAUUGGUUUUAGUUUAAUUUGUGUAUACACGAAAUUAUCAUCUUCAUUCACGAGGCUUUUUUGUUUGUUUGUUGAAGUAAUCAAGUGAUGAAGGAGGAAAGCUAUGUUGUAGAUAUCAAUUUUCAUAACUUUUUCCAUAUAUUU
This is a messenger RNA of Durio zibethinus, 3368 nucleotides long. The record is from RefSeq and is a predicted model, not a curated record. NCBI's taxonomy places the organism in Eukaryota, Viridiplantae, Streptophyta, Magnoliopsida, Malvales, Malvaceae.